Alternaria atra is the source of this 789-nucleotide messenger RNA. RefSeq lists its product as uncharacterized. The transcript is spliced from 3 exons. Lineage: Eukaryota; Fungi; Ascomycota; Dothideomycetes; Pleosporales; Pleosporaceae. The record is from RefSeq and is a predicted model, not a curated record. Gene Ontology annotation, molecular function: hydrolase activity. The coding region runs from base 1 to 789 and encodes 262 amino acids.
AUGGCAUCCGGGCCCAUGCAACAUUGCUGCGUUGUCGGCGUAAAGCAUGAAGGCACACCUCAAGGAGAGAUCAAAUACAUCGACAACAUCCGCACAUACAUCACCUACCCCCCAAACAACAACGACGGCUACAACUUCAAACCAGAAAACGCCAUAAUCCUCAUGACCGACGUCCUCGGCAUGGACUUCCCCAACACACAACUCAUAGCCGACCAAUUCGCGCAAAAUGGCUACCUAACCCUCAUCCCCGACGUCUUCAACGGGAACGAAGUAUCCUUCCCCAUCUCUCCAUCCUUUAGCUUACAAGACUACAUCGCCACGAAAAUGCCAAGACCAAAGACUGUGGAUCCGAUCUACGAAACAGUAAUCAGGUACAUGAGGGAUGACCUGGGUAUCAAGAGAUUAGGGGGCGUGGGGUAUUGUUUCGGGGGCAAGUACGUGUGUCGGUGGUUAAAGUCCGGAGGGUUAAAAGAAGGAGGGUUAGACGCGGGCUUCAUUGCUCAUCCGAGUUUUGUCGAGGCAGAUGAGGUCAAGGGGAUCAAGGGGCCGUUGAGCAUUGCUGCUGCAGAGAUUGACGAUAUCUUUACUGUCGAACAUCGCCGCUCGACGGAGGAUGACCUUAGAGAGAAUAAUGUCCCAUACCAGAUGUUUCUGUACUCAGAUGUGGAGCAUGGGUUUGCGACAAAAGGAGAUUUGUCGCAUGACAAGGCGAGGUUUGCGAAGGAACAGGCGUUUCUGCAGGCGGUGUACUGGUUGGAUGAAUACGUAAAGAAGGGGCCGGGAGUGUAG